This is a messenger RNA of Lipotes vexillifer (Yangtze River dolphin), 1269 nucleotides long. It is a transcript of the gene CHST12, whose product is annotated as carbohydrate sulfotransferase 12. Gene Ontology annotation, biological process: carbohydrate biosynthetic process; proteoglycan biosynthetic process. The record is from RefSeq and is a predicted model, not a curated record. Bases 1 to 1269 code for a protein of 422 amino acids. Gene Ontology annotation, molecular function: sulfotransferase activity. Gene Ontology annotation, cellular component: membrane. NCBI's taxonomy places the organism in Eukaryota, Metazoa, Chordata, Mammalia, Artiodactyla, Lipotidae. The transcript has a single exon.
AUGGACACAAUGACCAAAAGCCGGUUCUUCCGCCUGUGGCUGGUCUUGGGGUCCGUCUUCAUGAUCCUCCUGAUCAUCGUGUACUGGGACAACAUGGGCACCGCCCACUUGUACCUGCACACUUCCCUCUCCAGGCCUCACAUCCUGCAGCCCUUCCCCAGCCCCAAGCCAGGGGACGGCAAGUAUUUCACCGCCAGCAUUGAGGAGAUUUUGGAGAAGCUCCUCAGUGCUCAUGCGAAGCAGAACAUCCUUCUGGGUAGAAAGGUGGAGCAGCCCUCCCUGCUGGCCUCCAGCAAGCCUGUGCUCAGCAACAUGGAAGAGAGUGUGAGGGGCUACGACUGGUCCAGCCACGACGCCCAGCAGAGCCUGGACCCAGACAGGCGGCAGGCCGAACGGAGGAGCGUGCUGAGGGGGUUCUGCGCCAACUCCAGCUUUGUGUUCCCCGCCAAGGAGCGCUCUUUCGAUGACAUUCCCAACUAUGAGCUGAACCACCUCAUCGUGGACGACCGCCACGGGGUCAUCUACUGCUAUGUGCCCAAGGUGGCCUGCACCAACUGGAAGCGUGUGAUGAUCGUCCUGAGCCAGAGCCUCUCGGACCAGGGCACGCCCUACCGUGACCCCCUGGACAUCCCCCGGGAAUACGUCCACAACUCCAGCACCCACCUGACUUUCAACAAGUUUUGGCGCCGCUACGGGAAGUUCUCCCGCCACCUCAUGAAGGUCAAGCUGAAAAAGUACACCAAGUUCCUGUUCGUGCGGGACCCCUUCGUCCGCCUCAUCUCAGCCUUCCGCAGCAAGUUCGAGCUGGAGAACGAAGAAUUCUACCAGAAGUUCGCCAUCCCCAUGCUGAAGAUGUACUCCAACCACACCAGCCUGCCCAAGUCGGUCAGCGAGGCCUUCAGUGCAGGCCUCAGGGUGUCCUUCGCCAACUUCAUCCAGUACCUGCUGGACCCUCACACCGAGAAGCUGGCGCCCUUCAACGAGCACUGGAGGCAGGUGCACCGCCUCUGCCACCCCUGCCAGAUAGACUACGACUUUGUGGGGAAACUGGAGACCCUGGACCAGGAUGCCACCCAGCUGCUCCGGCUUCUCAAGGUGGACAAGCUGCUCCAGUUCCCCCCGAGUUACCGGAACAGAACUGCCAGCAGCUGGGAGGAAGGCUGGUUUGCCAAAAUUCCCCUGGCCUGGAGGCAGCAGCUUUACAAACUCUACGAAGCAGAUUUUGUCCUCUUUGGCUACCCCAAGCCUGAAAAUCUACUUAGAGACUGA